GUUUGAGAAGGCAAUUGAGGUUGGGGAACCGCCGUCUGCGUUCGAGGACUUGGACAUUGAUGCGAUUGCCGUCGAUUCCUCCUAUGAUGGCGCUCGGUUGGAGAAAGAGAUGACUCAGGAGUUCAUCGAUGAUAUGAUUGAGAGGUUCAAGAACGGCAAGAAGAUUCAUCGCAAGUAUGCGUUCCAGAUCGUCAAGGCUGUCAAGGAUAUCGUCUAUGCGGAACCGACGAUGGUCGAGAUCGGCGUGGAGGAGGGUACUAAGUUGACGGUUUGCGGUGACACACACGGCCAAUUCUUCGACCUUCUAAACAUUUUCAACAUUAACGGCUACCCCUCCGAGACGCAUGCAUACCUCUUCAACGGCGACUUCGUCGACCGUGGCUCGUGGUCCACCGAGAUUGCCCUGCUCCUCUACGCAUACAAGUGGCUCCGCCCCAACCGCAUCUUCUUGAACCGGGGCAACCACGAGACAGACGACAUGAACAAGGUCUAUGGUUUCGAGGGCGAGUGCAAAGCCAAGUACAACGAACGCCUGUUCAAGGUCUUUUCCGAGUCCUUCUCCGCGUUGCCCCUGGCCACAUUGAUUGGCAGCAAGUAUCUUGUCCUGCACGGUGGCCUCUUCUCCGACGACCAGAUCACCUUGGACGAUAUCCGGAAACUGAACAGGCACAACCAAAGACAGCCCGGACAGCAAGGACUGAUGAUGGAGAUGCUUUGGACGGACCCUCAGACCGAGCCGGGCCGUGGGCCCAGCAAGAGAGGUGUCGGCCUGCAGUUCGGACCCGAUGUAACGAAGCGCUUCUGCGAGAAAAACGGACUGGAGGCUAUCAUUCGGUCACACGAGGUCCGCAUGGAUGGUUACGAGGUCGAGCACGACGGACGCUGCAUCACCGUCUUCUCUGCGCCCAAGUACUGCGACACCACCGAGAACAAGGUGCCUCACCCUGACAUCAAACCAAUGGCUUACGCGCAGAACUCCAUCCUGUCGAUGAUGUGAUAUGACCUUUACGAACUCAGCACUGGUUGGCGUUUGUUUCGGAUAGGAAGAAGAUCUCCCUUGUUUGGUCAGAACAUAGCGA
Messenger RNA from Aspergillus novofumigatus IBT 16806, 1079 nucleotides. RefSeq names its product protein serine/threonine phosphatase PPT1 (gene ppt1). Gene Ontology annotation, molecular function: protein serine/threonine phosphatase activity. Lineage: Eukaryota; Fungi; Ascomycota; Eurotiomycetes; Eurotiales; Aspergillaceae. The transcript is spliced from 4 exons. Gene Ontology annotation, cellular component: nucleus; cytosol. Bases 110 to 997 code for a protein of 295 amino acids. The record is from RefSeq and is a predicted model, not a curated record.